GACGCGCCAAUGACGCGCGCGCCUCCGUUACGCGCACAAUAACUUCUCUCAUCUGAACCUCUGCACAUCACAGAUAAAACAUGAUGUUGAUCUAGAGGAUUUUACUUUGGACACAACACACGAAUGGGUUUCUGUGAAGACACGCUCGACGUAUCUGAUGAAAGAUGUAAGACACCAACAUGACGGUGCCUGAUUGACCGGUGACCCUGAAGAUAAACUCACCUGUUUAAGGUCCAACUACUGUCUCCACUCAGCUUCAUUUUCACCCCAUCUCCAUCACAAGAAGCGCUACCAGGAUGAUAAACCAGGUUAUUUCCAGCCAUUACAAUCAGAUGGGAAAGCCAAACAAUCGUACCACCACCAAAGAGCCUCUGAAGGAUCCCAAAACAGCUGUGAUUUUGGGAGUAUGCAGCCUCAUUAUUUUGGAGAACUUGAUCGUUUUGUUGGCAAUUUGGAAGAAUCAUAAAUUUCACAACCGAAUGUAUUUUUUCAUCGCUAACCUGGCUUUAUGCGACUUGUUGGCCGGCGUGAGCUACAUGGUCAACCUGAUGAUGUCAGGAGAGUUUACGUUUCAUCUGUCCACAACUGCGUGGUUUGUGCGCGAAGGGAGCACGUUUGUAGCUCUGGGCGCUUCCAUCUUCAGCCUCUUGGCGAUCGCUAUUGAGCGCCACCUCACCAUGAUUAAAAUGAGGCCUUAUGAUUCAAACAAAAAAUACAGGGUGUUUCUCUUAAUAGGGACUUGUUGGUUGAUAGCCGUCACACUGGGAGCUCUCCCCAUUUUGGGCUGGAACUGUCUGGAUAAACUUCAAGAGUGCUCGACCAUCUUUCCCCUCUACAGCAAAUACUACGUGGCCUUCUGCAUUACCAUUUUCAUUUCACUGCUGCUGGCCAUCUCCGUGCUGUACGCCAGGAUUUACAUCCUCGUCAAAACCACCAGCAGCAAAGUCACCAAGCAUGGCAACUCGGAGCACUCCAUGGCUCUCCUUCGAACCGUGAUCAUCGUGGUGGGCGUCUUCAUCGCUUGCUGGACGCCCAUCUUCGUGCUUUUCCUUGUCGAUGUGGCCUGCCAAGGGGGAGCCAAAAGCUGUCCCAUCUUGCUGGAAGCUCAUUGGUUCAUAGUCCUGGCAGUGUUGAAUUCCGGCAUGAACCCGGUGAUAUACACGUUAGCAAGCAGGGAAAUGCGCCGUGCCUUUUACAGGCUGGUUUGUGGCUGUGUGGUGAAGGAGGACGGGUUGGGAAGCAAACAGAACACAGACCCCGGCAGAAGCAAGACGAGUUCGAACAGUCAGCAAGCGGCUGAACCCGACGGCCCAGAAACCAUCAAUGCACAAAACCAACCGGCUGACUCUUAACAACAGCCGAUGUAAAAGAAUUAAAGACUCUGUCUGUGUGUUCAAUAAAGUGCACACAACUGCAUUAGUGAAUAGACUAUAGAGCUAUAGUAUGCACUUUUUAAAGUGCCCAUAAAAUAUUAGUGCAUGCUAAAGGAAGCUGUUUUAAUGUUGCCCUUCAUAUGUAAGAGUCUUUAAAAAGCAUGCACAUUGAAACAUGCUAACAAAAGUGAACAGGGGCACAAUGAACAGUUUCAAGGGGGUAUGCGAGACCCUUCCUUUAGAUGAUUUUUUGACUUGGGAUGUAUUCACAGCAUGCAGCUACAUAAAAAUGACUCAGUUGAGUGCAUUUAUUUAAUUUAACAGAGCAUUUCACUCGCAUUUGUGACUAAAAAUGCAUGUGAAUUGAGAAGCAAAAAAGGAUUAUUCGAAAAACAAAUGCGAUUUUAAUCUGGAAAUUGGAUUACUAAAAGAAGAAGAAUGCAUGAACAUUUCUGAAUCUAUGGACAGUACGGCUCAUGGUUGCACGUCUCACAGCAUUGAAAGUAUGCACACUUUGUUUUUUUUACCCAUUAACUUAUAUAAUGUAACUGUAUAAAAACCACCAAACUGAUCCCAACCCAUUUUUUACAGUGUUAGUAAUUGAAAAAAAAAAUGGAAAAGUGAUGGUGGGGCAUCUCAUGGGCAGGAUUCAAGGUUGAGAUUAUUUCACUUGAUAUGUUUAAAAGCCCAUUAGCACAUUUAAUAAAGCCUGAAUGCAUGAGUAUUAUAUCUCAAACUGAUACAGCACUUCCAAUUCAGAAAUUGAAUUUCCAAAGUCAAACUCAAACUAAUUCUCAACUAAAGUUUUGAGCAGAUAAAAAGCUGACAUCUAUUGAUACUGGCACAUAACUAAAAUAUAGAAACAAAUAAGAUCUGUAAGAAUUGGACUUAGUAUUUAAUAUAGUGCAUGUGCUACUAUAUUUAAGUCUGUCAUAAACUGUAUAUAGUGUUAUUAUGUAUAAUAUAUGUUCAAAUAUCAGAGAAUAUGUGUAUUUAAAUGAGAUCUGUCUGUAUGGAGUAAUUGUAGGCCUCUAUUUUAAGAUUAAAUGCAUAAACACCAGUGCUAUAUUUAUUAUGACAGGCUGUUCCAGGUUUGUGGGUUUAACAGAGAGUCUUUAUAAGUAACAGUAUACUGGCGCCACCUGCUGGAUACAAAUGUGAAGUACCCACAAAUAAAAUAUUUCUGACAUAAGAUAUCUGAUUCAUGCAGAAUACAAAACUUGUUUUUGACAUAAAUCGGCAACAUUGUUUUGUCUACAGAUGCACACCUGUAGUGAUUUUGUAGAAACUUCUUAAAUGAUCUAAUAUAAAUAAGGCCUAGUCCUGGAUUAACCUUAACCCUGUCCGAGAAACUGUCCCAUAAUGUCUUAUUUCUUUUGUGAAUUAUGUGAGUAAUCCUGUCUGUGAAAUCCAUCAACAUUUCAUUUUGAUCAUUGACUUUUACACUGAUUUCAUUCUUUCACAUGACCUUACUCAGUCAAUAUUAAAGAUAUCAAGAUUA
Molecule: messenger RNA, 2874 nt
Organism: Misgurnus anguillicaudatus (oriental weatherfish)
Lineage: Eukaryota; Metazoa; Chordata; Actinopteri; Cypriniformes; Cobitidae
Product: sphingosine 1-phosphate receptor 3-like
Biological process (GO): G protein-coupled receptor signaling pathway
Cellular component (GO): membrane
Molecular function (GO): sphingosine-1-phosphate receptor activity
Source: RefSeq, a predicted model, not a curated record